Messenger RNA from Saccoglossus kowalevskii, 1837 nucleotides. RefSeq names its product eukaryotic translation initiation factor 2A-like. The record is from RefSeq and is a predicted model, not a curated record. Gene Ontology annotation, molecular function: tRNA binding; ribosome binding; protein binding. Gene Ontology annotation, biological process: translational initiation. Lineage: Eukaryota; Metazoa; Hemichordata; Enteropneusta; Harrimaniidae. Gene Ontology annotation, cellular component: cytosolic small ribosomal subunit.
GAUGCUUUGCGAAACAAUAUGGCGGAACCCUGUCCACUUCUUGCUGUGAGAGGGUCUACUGGCCUGUCAUUGUUUGAAGGUCCACCAUCAUUGAAAGAACAUUCUGAUUUCCCAAAAGAUAUCAGUAACAAGUGUAAAGUGUGUGCAUACAGUUCAGAUGGUGCUUUGUUUGCUUGGUGUAAUGGACAAAGUGUUAUUAUAAUAGAAGUAGCGUCAUGUUCCCUUGUACAGAGGAUAAACAGACCAAAAACCAUAUUUUUAGAGUUUUCUCCAAAGAACAGUAUUCUUGCAACAUGGGAACCUUAUGUGGCAUCAAAGGAUAUUCCCGGUGGAAAUCCCAACUUGCAGCUCUGGAAUGUCAAAUCUGGUGAUCACAUCAAAGGAUUUGUUCAGAAAAGACAAGAUACUUGGUGUCCUCAGUGGUCAUCAGAUGAGAGUCUUUGUGCACGGAAUGUCAAUAAUGAAAUCCAUUUCUUUGAAGGCAAUAAUUUUGAUACAAUUGCUAAAAAACUUCACAUACAGAAAGUAUCUGACUUCCAGUUGUCUCCCGGUGAUAUGCCGUGCAAGGUUGCUGCGUAUGUACCAGGAUCUAAGGGUGCGCCUUCAUUUGUACGUAUAUUUAAAUAUCCUAACUUAGAGGGCCCUGGUGCUGCCCUAGCUAAUAAGAGUUUCUUCAAAGCCGACCGUGUCACAAUGUUAUGGAACAAACGAGGUCGUGAUUUACUUGUAAUAACUACAGUGGAUGUGGAUAAGACUGGUGCUUCAUAUUACGGUGAACAGACUCUGCAUUAUCUUUCUACCAAUGGAGAAACAUGUGCUGUGCCCUUAGCCAAGAAAGGACCCAUUUACAGUGUUGAUUGGAAUCCAAAUUCUUCAGAUUUUUGUGUUGUGUAUGGCUUCAUGCCUGCAAAAGCCACAUUAUAUAAUUUGAAAUGUGACCCAGUGUUUGAUUUUGGUACUGGACCAAGGAAUACAGUUUAUUUCAAUCCUCAGGGGAAUAUUAUUUGUCUUGCUGGAUUUGGUAAUCUGAGGGGUAACAUGGAAUUUUGGGAUCGCAAACAGUUGAAUAUGGUGAGCGAGAUGCAGGCCAGUGAUUCUACAUCUUUUGAGUGGUGUCCAGAUGGGGUUCAUAUCCUGACAUCAACAUGUGCUCCAAGACUCAGAGUUGGCAAUGGGUUCAAAAUCUGGAAUUACUCUGGUGCUCUUCUUUAUGAAACGACAAUAGAAGCCAAUGCUGAAUUGUGGGAAGCAAAAUGGCAGUCAUUCCCAGUAGAAGUAUUUCAAGAAAAGUCUACUAGAUCAGGGGGUCAUAGUGCUAUCAAAGUCUCCAAACCAGAACCAAAGCCAGCUGCUUAUCGGCCACCAGGAUUGAGAGGACAACCUCAAAGAAAAGCUGAUGGUUUGCAUGCUGAUGAUAAAGAGUUACCUCAGAAUAUGAAAACUCAAACCACAAAUCCAGAAGGUUUAUCCAAGACUGCAUUGAAAAAGAAAAAAAGAAAAGAAGCUAAAGUGAGGGCUCUGCAACAGGCUGAUCAUGUUGAUUCAAGGUCACAGGAACAGAAAGAUGCAAUUGCCAUGGCAACUUAUGUCACUGCUCCAAUUUCAAGUGGUGAUAAUAAUCCAGCUAAGGAAACAGAGAAUAGACUUAGAGCAGUAAAAAAGAAACUGAAUCAGAUAAGAAAGAUGAAGGAAGAACAGGCAUCUGGCAAGAAAAUGGAUCCUAAUCAGCUGAAGAAAAUAGCAUGUGAAGCGGAAUUACAGAAAGAACUAAAGAAGCUGCAGAUAUCAUAGCAAAUGUUUAUUUUAUGAAGAUGAAAUAAAACAACAUUUCAGUGUC